AUGACACCUGCAUCUGAACCAAAGAAAGCUAGUCUACCCACCCCGGAGCUAGAUCCACCUAGAAUUGAUUUUGAGCACUUACCGUCGUACAAAUUUUACGAAAGUUUGAAAGAAGAAGUAAAUGAAGAUAUAAUUAGUGAAUAUUACAGUGAAUUUGAGGAUUCUAUUGAAAAGUAUAAUUGGGUUAAUGAUUUAUUGAAGAAGCUAAUUAGAAAUUUAUCACUCGUACACAGUGAAGAAGAUAAAACUGGAGAAUUUGAUAAGAAACAUUGUUUUGACUUAAAUUAUUGGUUAUAUGAACAAGUGUUUAGUAAACUCAAAGAGAAUGGAAAACUUGGUGAUGUAAAAAGCUUAAUUUCUAAGUUUCAAGAUGUAUGGAAAAAAGCUGUUGAUAAAGAUUUUAAGGAAAAAAAAUUUGCAUGUUAUCCGGAUGAAAAGUUAUAUAGUAACAUGAGUUAUUUGCAAGAGCUUAAGGAUUUAUUUGAUUUUUUUGAAGACUUUAAAUCGUUGAGAAAAGAAAUCCUUGAUGACACGUUUAGCGCCUGCACUAAAUAUUGUGAAUAUCUUAGACAAAGAAUUCCAGUGUAUUACACUUGGAGAGAUUCAUGUUUAGUAAAGGAUUAUGCUUGUAAAAGAUAUAUAGAUGAUUAUAUGAAGUAUCGUCCAUCAAGUUUGACAUUUUAUUUAAGUUUUAAGGUUUUACUUUCAUAUCAUAAACAUCCCUGUUUAAGUGAUGUAUACAGAAUAUUUGUAAAGGCAAAAGCAAAACCUAAACGGAAUGAUAGUCUGUAUAAAGAUCUCAUGUAUAAGAGUGAAUCUGAAAAUUCUGAUGGAAAUUCCUUUUCAGCUAAAGCAGAAGAUGCGUUACCUGGUAGUCCUUUAUAUAUUAAGAGUAAUAGUGACAGCUUGGUAUUAUAUUAUACAUGGAAAAGAAUACGUUUUACGUAUGAAAAAAUUUUUCCAUACGUACUUUUGUUUUUAGGGACACUUUUGAUUGCUUAUAUUGUAUAUAAGGUAAACACAAAAUUUACUCCACUUGGUCGAUCUAUGUUACGCACACGAGCAAAGGUUAGGAAAAGAAUUAAACCGUAUAUUGAUUAUGAUGACAUUAUGUUGUUAUCUGAUAGUGAUGAAUCUUUAAUCUCAAGUUCAACUGAUGAAUCAUAUACUGUAAUGUACUCUUCUCAAUAA
Messenger RNA from Plasmodium gonderi, 1191 nucleotides. RefSeq names its product variable surface protein. Lineage: Eukaryota; Apicomplexa; Aconoidasida; Haemosporida; Plasmodiidae. The transcript has 3 exons. The record is from RefSeq and is a predicted model, not a curated record. The coding region runs from base 1 to 1191 and encodes 396 amino acids.